AUGGAGUCUACCGUAUCCGUUUCAAAGGGUGUGUUUCUAUUCCCUAGUACAUUGAAAAAACCUAAAAAUGUAAAGCAAAAAACCAACUUGUUCGAAAAACAAUUCAAGAAAGAACCAUGGUACAAGGCAUAUAAAAAGAACUGGGGCAAAAUUGAGUCUAGAAUAACGGAUUUGCAUCAAAAAACCUAUGAUGUCCUACUGAAUGACAUGGUGAACUACAUAAAGUCAUUCUACGGAGGUAAUGAAUCACUAACCUUGGAGGGUAUCAUACCCAGUGCCACUCUUCUUACCGGAGUCAACCAGCCGGACCAUGUGUCUCAGUUUGAAACACUUAUAUCUAAAAUAAGGGAUGAAGUGACACCUCACAUUGCAAUGGUGAAUUCGCAAGAUGCAUCUACAGUGAAGCACUUAGUUGAGAAUGCAGUUUGGCAGCUGGUAAAUGGACAUGAACUAAUGGAUGACAGUGCAGAUUCAGAUGAUGAAACACUGCCAACAAAGAAGAAAUUAAAAAAGAACCAAUGUACAAUGAGACUAUUACAGAACUGGUACAACAAUAAGUAUCUCAGCCCCUCUCCUAAGAAACGACAAACUGUCUCCAUGAGAUCACUAGUCAUCAUUAUACCGGACUUUGAAAGCUUCAAUUGUAAUGUUUUACAAGAUUUUGUUAUGAUUAUAAGUUCGUACGUGUCAUCUCUGCCGAUAGUGUUCGUGUUCGGCGUGGCCACGUCCGUGUCGGCGCUGCACAAGUCGUUCCCCUACCACGUCUCCUCCAAACUGCUCAUCAAAGUGUUCCAUUCACAUUCGUCGCCGGUAUACAUGAAUCAGGUGCUUGAAGAUAUAUUCCUGACCUACACAAGUCCCCUCCACUUGUCUGGAAAAGCGUUCGAGCUGUUGACUGACGUGUUCUUGUUCUACGAUUUCUCGGUCACAGGACUUAUUCAAAGCAUAAAGUAUUGCAUGAUGGAACACUACUAUGGAGACAACGUGAAAUCUCUCUGCUGCGGACGAGAAGACAUCGAAAACGUAGCCGCCAAAUUAUCAGCAGAAGACUUAGAAACCAUCCGGCAACUACCCUCUUUCCGACCUUUUCUCGAGGCACAAGAUUGUGAAACUAAAAUUGGUCUGUUUGAAGACGACAAUUUCUUCAGAGAGGUGUUGUGUCAAGAAUUGAACAAGCUACAUGAUUACUUGCACAGCUUUUAUUUGUGUGUGCGGCUGUUGGCGGCGUUUUUGAAGGAUCUGCCUAAAAAUAUUAUUGGGAAGACGGUUCGCGAAAUAUACACCAAAUGUGCCGGCGAAUCCGUAACCAAAACCCAAACUUUCAAAGAAUGCAUGCAGCUAAUAAAUUUCCAAUCACAACUGAAGCUACUAGACAGUAUACAGGGCGCACUUAAAGUCGUCAAUACGGAGCUACAAGUUGUAUCACCAGUAAAACCUCUUAGAUCCUCACCAACCAAGAACAACACUAACAAAUUAGUCUUAAAUAACGAUUUAGGAGAAACUUUUGCUAAGACGGUUAGGAUUCAUUUGCUUACGUUUUUGAGGCAGCUCGAAAACGCCAAUACUGAGGCCACUGUGCUCGCAGAUGUAGCUAAUCAGACUGAGGAUGAUAUGGAAAUUGUGCCGGGAAAUAGGUACAAAUUGAAAGAGCAACUAUUACGUGCGACGAGGGCAGACCGCAUCCAAUCUGAGUUCGAGAUGAUUCGCUCGCGUUUCGUCAGCUAUCUUGAGGACAUGUUUGCAAAGGGCUUACAACCGCCUUCUACGCAGACUUUCCACGAGGUGUUAUUCUUUACUGACGUGAGCAGCGUCAGGAAACAGAUCGUCGGCUCCCCCCGCGGCGCCGUGCACACCGCGCUCAGCAACCCACACCAUUAUUUACAGUGUUUAUGCUGCCGCCUCUCAUCAUCGGACAGCGCUUCAGCAACACUCCCGGACGUGUGUCUAGCGUACAAGCUGCACCGCGAGUGCGGGAAACACAUCAACCUGUACGACUGGCUGCAAGCGUUCGCCGCGGUCCUGUGCCCGGGCGAUGAAGAAGGAGACGUGCACACACAGGCACGCUUCACCCGAGCCGUGUCUGAACUCCAAUUCCUCGGCUUCAUCAAGUCUUCAAAGAGGAAGACGGACCACGUGAUGCGUCUCACCUGGUGAUGGACCUUCAGUUCAAGCUAGAGUCAAACCAGCGGGAGCGACCAC
This is a messenger RNA of Cydia amplana, 2199 nucleotides long. RefSeq names its product origin recognition complex subunit 3 (gene Orc3). Lineage: Eukaryota; Metazoa; Arthropoda; Insecta; Lepidoptera; Tortricidae. Gene Ontology annotation, molecular function: DNA replication origin binding. Gene Ontology annotation, biological process: DNA replication initiation; DNA replication. The record is from RefSeq and is a predicted model, not a curated record. The transcript is spliced from 13 exons. The coding region runs from base 1 to 2154 and encodes 717 amino acids. Gene Ontology annotation, cellular component: nuclear origin of replication recognition complex; DNA replication preinitiation complex; nuclear pre-replicative complex.